Molecule: messenger RNA, 526 nt
Organism: Musa acuminata AAA Group (dessert banana)
Lineage: Eukaryota; Viridiplantae; Streptophyta; Magnoliopsida; Zingiberales; Musaceae
Product: polyadenylate-binding protein 3-like
Exons: 3
Coding region: 53-418 (121 amino acids)
Source: RefSeq, a predicted model, not a curated record
UGGGUUGGCCCGACUUCCCUAUCGAAUAGAAUAGACGACGGUUCGAGCGGGAAUGGAGGAGGAAGAGCAUGAGAUCUACGGUGGAGAGAUCCCCGACGAAGUCGACUCGGUUGCCGACGUCGAAACCUCUAACACCGCCGCGGAAUUGGGCGAGAUGAAGAAGCGGCUCAAGGCGAUGGACGAGGAGGCCGCUGCCCUGCGCGAGAUACAGGCAAAGGUCGAGAAGGAGAUGAGCGCCAUCCAAGAUCCUGCUAGCACAUCUGCAAGUGAAACAAGUAAAGCGGAGGUUGAUUCUCGAUCUGUAUUUGUUGGCAAUGUAAGUCCAGAAUUCCGUAGUCUUGUCAACACCUCACUCAUGAGAGUUUUUAUACCAUGUAAUGCUCGGUACUGCACUUGGGAAAUAUUAUGGCUGUUCUGAGACAUCAGUUCACUUGCUUGUUCAUCCGUGCGAGAUUUGAUGGCUGCCUGCAUGGAUAAACAAUGAAGUAAUGUAUGUUGCUGUUCUGGUCAAUGCGUUUAUAGUGUA